UCCAUCACUCCUUCUUUCACCCCAUCGUUCUCUUCCCUCACUCGUACUAUCACCCGACGCUCUGGUUCUCCUACUGGCUCCAUCCGGACCAUCAUGUCAAUGGAUUCGAAUUCGAGUGUCUCUUCUACUGCGAGUAGCGGAACCGGGAGUCGUAGUACUGUCUACGUCCCUCCAAUGUCUGACAUUCCUGAUAUUCCUGAAUUAUCUAUGGCGGAAGAUGAUUUAUAUGCUUCAGAAUCGGAUGGCACGCGAGGACAUUCAUCUUCAUCGGGUACUGGACGGUAUCAUUCCCUUCUUUCGUCUCCUUCAGUAUCAUCGUCUGGAAGCGGAGCACGACUGAGGCCAUCAACGUUGAUUUCUUCGUACCACUCUCGCACCGUCGACGACACUGUGAUUGAUGGCGACGAGUAUGUAUAUCCCGGAGACUCCCGCGCCAUUCCUAGUCGUCGAACUAGCACCCGGAUGAGUUUGCGAAGGAGCGGGAGCAUGACGGACCUUGGCAGUGAUGCAUUACAGAGCAACCGAUCAUCCGGCCUGAAUGAUGAGAGUGACGACCAGUUCUUCACUGCAGGUACCAGUAGCAGUGCACCGCGCAACUCAGUGUAUUCAUCAGCUGAUUCGUAUUCGUCGCAAACCGGUACAGGCACAGGGACAAGGACGUUUACUGGGCUGACCAGUAGUGGAAUCACAGGAACUGGGACAACUGAUACGUAUACUAGGACAGGAACCUGGACUGCCGGUGGUAGUGGUACUGAGAGCGGGACAAGAGUCACAGAGUCAACGAGAUAUACUGGAUAUAGUCGUACCACUGGUACUGGAGUAGGAACGUAUACCUCCUAUUCUGGAAGUGGCUCUUACACCAGAACUGGCUCGGAUUCAUAUGCAGUGUCUGGUACAAACUCAGAGAACAGGUCUGCGACUACUGGUGUAACCGGCACUGGCAGAACUUUUACAACUGACUACGAGUCCCGAACUGGAUACGGAUCAGGCUCUUAUAGUGGCUCGCCUUACACAGGAACUGGAUCAAUAUACUCACCCUAUACAGGAACGACAGGAUCGCCUUACACAGUGACUGGCUCUUCGUACACUGGCACGGGCUCGCCGUAUACCUCAACCGUCACUUAUUCCUCCCCAUAUACUCGAAGCAGCACGUCUUCAUCCUACCCGCCUACAUCUCCUUCUCGGAGUGCUCUGAAUCGUACGGCUGCGAUGAGGAGAAGGACUGGUACCACAAGGAGUUAUUCGUCAAGUGGAGGCAGCGGCAGUGGUAGCAACAGUGGGUAUCAGCCUUCGGAGGAGAGUAGCGACAAAGAAAAUGAUGAAAGUGAAAGCGGGAGCUAUACACCGGCUUCAGGUUCUGAUAGCCAGACUCCAAGUGGACCUCUCAGUGGGACUAGGUCAAGCGAGACUGGAUACGACGUCUGCCCAUCGUCUGAUCUCUCAGAACUAACGAGUCGAAUGACAUACACUUCUACGUCGUCGUGGAUGUCGGGAAGCACACCAAUGCCUUCUGACCCAUCUUCUUCGUCGGAUUCGGAUAGGGAGUUGAGCAGCGAUGGUGAAAAGUUUGUCACCGCUUCACAAGGCAGUUCAGAUUACCUCACAACUCGGACACCUUCUUCUGAAGCAUCGUUCAAGUCUCUUCCUUCUAUCCCUUCUGAAUAUACUACCGCCAGCGAAGGGUCUAUCGCAUACAAAACUAUCUCUGAACCUAUCACGGAACCAACAACGGCAUACUCAACUGCAGAAAUAUGCCCCAGCGAGCUUGAGACUAUUCCAAGUGAAGAAGGGACACCGAAAGCGUACUCAGAACAUCUUCCCGAACCGGAGGAGCUACCUUCUGCACCCCCUUCUGCACCCCCUUCUGCACACCUCUCUGCGCCCCCUUCUUCUGCACCACCGUCUAUUCCCUCGUCUGCACCACCAUCUAUUCCCCCAUCUGCACCACCAUCUGUUUCCUCGUCUGCACCACCAUCUACCCCCCCAUCUGCUCCUCUAUCUAUUCCCCCAUCUGCUCCUCCGUCUGUUUCCCCGUCUGUUUCCCCAUCUCUUUCUUCUUUGCCGUCUGCUUCGCUUCCACCUCCCACCUCUACCGCUCCCCCUUCAGUGACAGACCGUUCCAUUUCAUCUCCUUCUUCAAUAUCUUCGCUUGUUCCUUCAGGAGUACCUCUGCCUUCUUCAGCAGCAUCGGAGCUUUCAGAACUUGAUUUGUCUUUGACUCCAACGUCCGAGUCCGAUCUUCCUCUACCUCCGUCUACGGCAUUGAGCACUAGUGUACCUACCCCAUCUAGCGUUCACUGGUCGGAAAGCCGGAGCUCUAGUCUUUUGUCAUUGCCACCUACAGCACUGACAGAAGUACCUUCUUCGAUUGUUACUACGAGCCUUCAAAGCUCUAGUUUGUCGGGAACACUACAACUUCCUACAACUUUGCCAUCAUCUACCAUGAGCAGUUUGACUAUUUCUUCGGAGUCUAGCUUGACUCCUUCUAUGCCUGUUACCACACUUCCUUCUCUAACCCUUCCUUCUAUACCACCCAGUAGCUCUCCAAGUUCUCUCCCACUUCCACCUAGUCCUCAACCUUGGGCUACAGAGACUAACAUCUCGUAUGAGUCGAGUCUUCUUGCUCCGUCACCUAGUGCCACUAGCGUUGCUUUGAUACAAGAUCCUGAUACCUCUUUUGAAACUUCUUUCUUGCGACCUAGUGGAUCGUGGUCCUCCUUUGAUCGAAUGUCCACCAUUCCCGAGACACCUACGGCGAUAACUUCAACACACCCCCCGUCCUUCCCAGCGCUUUCUCCUGUUCCCCCAUUCCCUCCUACAGACGAAAGCAGCUCCGUGCGCACUCCGAGCAGUCUCAUUUUCUCGGAUACGAGUGUUGGAAGCAGUAGCUUAGGAAGUCUCUUGUCGUUACCUCGAACGCCGUCAACAAUUAGUAGUUCGUCUGCUGUGUCCUCGACGAGUGUCACUACAUCGAUAGUUGAUUCAGAAUCUGAUCUUGAACCAGAGCCGGAACUAGAACACCAGGAAGAUGAUGAUGCACGUUCCAUCCCUGAAAGCCAAAUAUCGACCGAGCCCAGUCUAUUGUCAUCUAUUGCAACUCCCAGAGCUUCUAGGAUUGCUAUUCCUGGUCCUCGCAGUCGCGGAUCACUCACUCCGUCAGAGCGUUCCAUGAGUGUCAGUAUCUCUACCCCGCGCGGGGAUACGCCAUCCAAACGGUCAACACUUGAUACUGUGCCUACACCCAGUACCUCAUUCUCGGGUCGAGCCUCUCCACGUGAUGUCAGCGCCGAUAUUGAGCGUUUAGCAGAGGAGCUUCGACAAUACGAUCAAAAUAGAGCUGAAGAAAACCGGGACUUGGGGGAUGCUUUACGAGAUUUGCGAGAAGAGCUGUUAGGGCUUUCUGACUCUCUUCAUCAUCCAAUUCCCUCCCAGGAACCACCUCAAACUCCUUCAUAUCCAAGGUAUCCGCGACAACCCCAGUAUCCGCACCAACCCCAGUAUCCGCACCAACCCCAGUAUCCGCAACAACCCCAGUACCCGCAACAGCCAUAUCCACACUAUGCUGAAGAACGUGUUGGAAGCAGUCGUGCCAUGAGCGCUGACGAGAACCGAAGUCUUUCUUUAGCCCCUUCCUCGUUGAAUCGUACGCCGAGCUCAGCGAGUAGUGUGUCGUUCUUGUCUAGCCAUCAUUCUGACGAUUGGCUUUUGUAUCCAACGCCUCAGCCGCCUGGUUCUCCCGUUUCUCGUAGAUCUAUCCGACCGGAUUCACCAAUGCCAACGCUUCCUGAUAUUGACGAAAGCGAAUUAUCUUCUGAAUCUUCCAGUCCUUUGAGCACUCCGAUGUUAAGCUCAUCGAGCACAAGUGGACCUUAUCCUGGCAGUUCAGGUCCAUCCUCAUCGCCCACACCCACACCUCCACCCUCGACAGUCACGCCUAUUUCGGUUUCUCCGGGUUCCCCAGCAACAACUGCAACAACCAUUCGACCAUCUCCUCCGAAUCCCUUACCUCUCUUAAAUGAGAUAAGGGAUCAAGUUCGAGCUUUGUGGGAUGGGCAACUUUCGACAAAUCAUUUGUUGGAUGAAAUACGAGGACUCCGCAGUGACUCUCAAAGCAAUGAGGUUUUAGACCGUAUGCGACGAGUGGAGAACCUGUUAGAGGGCUUGCUGAACCAAGGUGUACCUGUACAACCACCACCGAUGCCAGUACCCGAACCAAGCCUACCACCUGCUUCCCCCUCUAUGAGCUCGAGUUCGGCUGGUUUAAGCCGAUAUGAGUCUCUGAUCAAUGAUUAUCGUCGUCAAAAUCCCCCAAUUGCUCCUGUUGCACAACCACCUGCCUCAGGCACGACCCUUGCCCAACAGCUCGAAGAAAUAUUAUCGCAAGGUAUACAACCUCAGCUUCGUCAAGCGGUUCCACCAGAACCCUUACAUCCCUUUGAUUAUGCCCCACUUCCUCGAGCACAUGCAGACAGUCCCAUAGGAGAAGUAAGACUUCCUCCACCUAGAGCAACUUCGCAGCCUAUUCCGUUUCCGUACCCAGAUCCAAGACGGACUCGUGUUCGUCGACAUCCUCACCGACCUGUUGAUGAAUCCCCCACGUCCCGUUUCGCACCGACGGCCCCAUCUGGUCCAUCUAGUGAACGUCCCGAUUAUCAAAUGGGAGAUGCGGGUCGUCAACCUCCUUCUCCUCCUCCUCCCCCUCCUCCCGGGAGAAGACCAACCAACAUACCUCCACCACAGCCUGUGUUUCCUCCUCGUUCUCAAACGGCGCCUCCUCUAAAUCUUGGCGGAGAUGCUGAACCUGAAGGCGAAAGUUGGUACCGUCGACGUCAGGCUGCACCGGCUGCACCUGCCCCUACAGUGGGUGUUCCUCCGCCAGGUGUCGUGGGACCAUCCCCUGCAACUGCACAACCUGCACAACCUGCACAACCUGGUCAAUCUACGUAUGUUCCAAUGCCUUCAGGACCAGUCAUGGUUCAAAUGCCUCCCGAUUUCAAUCGGGAUUUGGCCGAGCUCCUGGAACUUAAUCGAAACAACGCCCUCGCAACACUUACAAGCGGUGACCAAACUCGAGAAUUGUUGAGAUAUAUGACUGAACUCAAUUUGUGGUUGGGUCGAGAUGUCACUGACCGUCACAAUGAAAUGACUGCUGUCGUUCAACGCUUAGAGGAGCUGCGGGCUUCGUUGAACGACCUCCGAAACAGACCUUAUGUGGUGACGGUUCCAGGUGACGAAGGUCGGGAUGAAGAAACAGAAGGUAGCUCGGAAGGCAGUCCUGAACAACAACCUGUUUUCAUACCGGGGAUGCCACCUUCAGGUCAAGCAGCUGGCCCUGGUAUGCCACAGCCUGUUAUUCCUGGAACAGGCCCAUGGCCACCUGGAUUUGUUCCUCAAGGUCCCCCGCCUUUCGCGCCAUCAGUUAUUCCUGGUGGUGGUGGUCCGUCUCCUUAUCCUCCUUUCCAACCUGUCAUACCUGGAAUGCCACCUGGAAUGCCUUCUGGUCCAAUUGUUGUCAAUCCUCCUGGUCCGGCUCCGAUCAUCCCAAUGGACUUUCCGCACGGAGGAGGAAUGAGGAUGCCGGAACCGAUGAUACCGGGAGUUGCUCAAACUGGCCAGCAAAUCCCAUUCAUUCCACCUGGUCCUUCCAUAGUGCGUGUUCCAGGAAGUUCCUCUUCGAGUAGCAGUGAUGGCGACAGUGGAAGCAGUCGGAGUGGAAGUAGUGAUCACACUCGUAGACCCAGUCGUCGUCCGUCUACGGCGUCUUAUAGUAGAUCACCUACUCCAGUUCCUAUCCAGAUACUACCACCAACACAGGUUCCUGGUGUUGUGCCUGAAGGGAGUCGUGGACCUUCACCACCUGUAGUUGUUGUCCAACCUUCGGAAUAUCCCCCGCCUGGCUCGGUACGGCACCCAGAUUUGGCAGGGCAAUUUCAACCUUCUCAAGCAUCACAAGGAGCACAGCCUGCAGGACCUACAAUCAUCAAUAUACCGGGUCAGCCGCAACAACCAACUCAAGUGCCAGGUAUGAUGCCUGGUGGAAUAGUUCCACCUGGUAUGAUACCUGGCGGACUUCCAAUGGUAAUGCCGGGGAUGCAGCCUGGGAUGUCCCAAACUGGCCAACCUCCGGUCGUGGUAGUCGGGUCUGGCCGAUCAUCCCCGAGCUCCAGCUCCGGACGGUCGUCCCCGCGCUCUGUGUCAGACGGCCCAAGUCGUCGGCGGCAUCGUACUGACAGUCGAUCGCGAAGUCCUCCUCCAGUUAUUAUUUCUCAACCGCAUAGAACGCACUCCUCGCACUCUCCUCACAGGGUGGAAAUGGUGCAGCCGGGUCCUGCACCUGGACCCACAAUAAUUGUUCCUGGAGCUCAAGGUACUGGUUUCCCGCAAGUACCAACUUAUGCACCGACACAACCUGUACAACCCUCCUCCUACCCACCGACACAGCCAAUCAUAUAUGCGCGAUCUUCGAGUUCUAGGUCCCGCUCUUCAUCAGGGCAUAGGCGCACUCCCCCUCCUCAGGUCAUCAUGCAGCCAAGUCAGCCUGCACAGCCGUUGCAAACAGUCUUACCUAUGCCUACUGCACCAUCUGCAACACCAGCACCUGUAAUUGUCGAAUCCCGGAGGAGUCGUUCUCGUUCGCCGCCAAUCAUUAUUGCACAGAGUCGAAGCCAUAGUUCUCGGUCCAGACGUCGUUCCCCCUCUUCGCAUGGUGCUCCUAUCAUCAUCCCAGGACAGCCUACAGUUAUUCCAGGACAACCUUCAGGUUACGUUUCCUCACAAUACCCAGGAACUCAUAGAACUCGGCGUAGUCCUUCAAGUUCCAGAUCGCGUUCUCCCCCGUAUGCUCCGGUUCAUCCCAGUGGAGCCCCUUAUUAUGAAGGUUCUCGACACCCUUCUCGUCGUUCUCCUCCAAUCGUGGUACCAAUUCCUUCUCAAUAUCAUGAAAGUAGAAGACCUUCUCGCUCUCCGACUCGCAUUAUGUCUCCUCGUAGUGAUCGACAUCGUCGACGGUCUCGAUCUGACUCUCGAGACUAUGACCGUCCCCGCCGUCACUCUCGUGACUAUGAUCGAUCUCGUCGUGACUCUCGUGAUAGACCCCGUCGUGACUCUCGUGAUCGUGAUCGUGACCGAUCUCCUAGACGCCACCGUCGUGACUCUCGUGACCGUGACCGUGAUCGUGACCGAUCUCCCAGAGGCCACCGUCGUUCUCGCUCAUAUUCCGAUUCACGUUCUCGAUCCCCAGAUCGCGAUCAUGACCGUCGUCGAAGAGGUAGAGAUCAUGGUCGGGAUUCUCGUCGAAGGAGUCGUAGUUACUCUCCUACUACAUCUGUUUAUCCAGGUGCUCCUCCUGGUCCAACCUAUGUUCCCACUCACCCUCCAACCCAUGCACCUACCAUAGUUAGUCAUGCUCCCAGUCACACUUUUCCCGAGGAGCAUUUACCAUCUCGACCUGGUACUCAUCGCCCCCGUUCUGUCUCCGAAGCGGAUCGUCCGGAAUAUGUUCCAUCGCAUUAUCCUUCUCAUGCUGGUACUCAUCGCCCACCAUCCGCCUUCGAGGAAGAUCGUCCGGAGCAAGCUCCUUCACAUUACCCUUCUCGACCUGGUACUCAUCCACCCCCGUCAAUAUAUGAGGGAGAAGCGCGUACCGCACCACGAACUGCUCGUUCCCCUACCCCCGGUAGCAUCCAUCCAAGCGCUCACAGUGGUUAUGUACCUGAAGAAGCACAACGAAUUCCCCAGGUCACUCGAACGCGUUCCCCUCGCACUGUACGUGACGACGAUGGUCGCACGGUUCUUGAUGAUGAUGGAUUUCCGCUUCGUCGUGUUCCCACUGUUCGUGACGGGGACGGUCCACCAGUUCGACGUACUCCCACAGGUCGUACUGUGCGUAUGGACGAACCAGAGGUUGUACCCCAUGGUACUGGUCCUACACUUCGUGAUGAUGAUGGCUACAGCUUGCUUGAUGAUGAUGGACGCCCACUGCGAGCAGGUCCUCCUAUUAUCCCGGCUUCUCGUCCUGGUACUGUUCGACCUCUCCCAUCUGAACCUAGUGGACGAGGUUCUCCCAGUAUCAUCGAAACAGUACCUCCUCCACGUGCUCGUACGCCUCGUACCCCCGCUUUCGAGGAUCUUGCGCUAGCUGAGGAACAGCGAGACCGUCUUGCCCGCCUAGAUGAAGCCGAACACCGCAUCAAUGAUGUUGUAGAGAGUGCCCGGGAGUCGGAACAACAACGGGAAGCUGAGUUUGAGGAAAAGGAAAGACAGCGCGAAGACGAGUUCCGAAUGAGUGAACAAGAUCGAGACAGAAUAUUUAGGGAGAAUGAAGAAGCGAGAGCUCGCGAAGCUGCUGAAGCUCGGGAUGCACUACUCCAUGACUUGGGUGAUUUAGGACAUGUGCCGCCUUCUGUGCCCCCUGCUGGAGGAAGUAUUCCUGGUGUUGUUGUGGACGAACCAGGAGAUCGUUCAUCUAUCCAUACUAUUCAGGAUAUUCGUGAUACAGCGUCGAGACACGCGCAAGAAAUCCGGGAGAUUAUCGAUCUGGAACGGGAAGAGAACACGAAAGAGCGAGAAGCUGCAGCUGCUGAGAGGCUCGAGCUAGAGGCCGAACGAAAUGCCGCUAUACAAGCUGCUCAAGAACUCAAGGAUGCUCGUAUUCAAGAAUUGGAGGAACAGGUUGCUGCUCUUCGUGCUGAACUCGAGGCCGAAAAAGAGGCUCGGCAAGCUGAUGAAUCCGACGCACGCGAACGUGAGAGGGCGGAACGUGAAGAGCACAAUGAAUUCAUCCGCUCUCAAUUGAUGGAUUUAACGAACCUCAUGAACGAGCAAAGACAAGUCAUGGAUGAGAAAAAGGAAUUAAUGGAAUCGAGAUAUGCCGAGAAGGAGGAGAGAAGAAGGAAUAAAGAUGCAGAAACAGCGGAGAUGAGAGAUAUGAUCCAGAGAUUAUUCGAAGAAUUCCAGGCUGAGAGAGAUAGAGCAGAAACGUUGAGGAUGGAGGCGGAAGGCAAACCUGGUGUCGAGAAAAUCCUAGAAGAUGUUAUGCGGAGACAUGAUGAGAUUCAAGAAGCGUUGAGGGCGUUCUCAGACACUUGGCGUAAUGAAUGUGAACAACACCACGCGGAAAUCAUCAAUGCCGUCCGCGAAACUGCGAACGAACAAGUUCCUUAUAACAUACAAGGAUAUCUUGACGAGUUCAGUAAAGCUUUGGCGUCGGAGGUCCGUAUUCUGCUCGGAGAAGUCGGAAAACUGAGAGAAGAGAGGAGAGCUCUGCAACAUGAGAUCGGUUACCUCUUAUGUAUGCGAUCGAAGUACGGUCCUGGAGGAGAAUUCGAGCCUGACUGGAAACCGCCACCAGGUGCUCCCGGAGGACCUCCAGUUGAGCCACCGCCGCCACCUGAACCUCCCGUUCCACCAGAAAUACCACCAGCUAGACCUGGGUGGCGUACUGUCCAUCAACGUUCUCGUAAAAAGAAAGAGAAAGCUCCACCACCUGCCCCUGGUCCUAGUGUACCGGCAAUUACCGGCAUGGUGGAUCCUAGAACCCAGGUUACAAGAAGCUGGGCGACUUGGCAACGUGAGCAUAUUUAUUUUUGACUAACAUUUAAACAGUAGAAUGACUGUUUUACGUCCCAGCCGAUCCUAACUUGGCCCCGACUCCUGCAUCCAUCGAGCCUACGUUGCUCGUUCCUGACCGUGACAGUCCUGGGUUGUUCGGAGCUAGGUCUCCUCGCGACUC
Molecule: messenger RNA, 9730 nt
Organism: Lentinula edodes (shiitake mushroom)
Lineage: Eukaryota; Fungi; Basidiomycota; Agaricomycetes; Agaricales; Omphalotaceae
Exons: 15
Coding region: 94-9588 (3164 amino acids)
Source: RefSeq, a predicted model, not a curated record